Molecule: messenger RNA, 441 nt
Organism: Colletotrichum chrysophilum
Lineage: Eukaryota; Fungi; Ascomycota; Sordariomycetes; Glomerellales; Glomerellaceae
Exons: 2
Coding region: 1-441 (146 amino acids)
Molecular function (GO): hydrolase activity
Source: RefSeq, a predicted model, not a curated record
AUGCCCGCUCAAGGCAAACCAACGGUUGGCAUCGUCCACUUGACAGACGUGUUCGGAAUUCAGUCAACAGAGAACAAACUUCUCACAGACAGUUUCGCGCGCGCUGGCUACGUCACAAUCAUGCCCGAUCUCUUUAAUGGAAAGCCACGAUCCGAGGAUCCAAAGUCCGGCUUCAACGCGACCGAGUUCUUCGGAUCGCACGGACCGAGCGUCACUGAUCCUAUCGUCACCACGGCACUCUCAUAUAUGCGCGACCAGAUGGGUGUGUCAAAAAUUGCAACAGUGGGAUAUUGUUUCGGCGGCAGGUACGCAUUCCGUGCGCUGGGAUUCCCUCAAGGCAAGGCGGUGAACGCGGCAUUCGCUGCUCACCCGACUUUGCUAGGUGAUGAUGAGAUCAAAGCAAUAUCAGGCCCCGCUAGCUUGGCCAUCGCUGGUGAGUAG